This is a messenger RNA of Paramuricea clavata, 1961 nucleotides long. Lineage: Eukaryota; Metazoa; Cnidaria; Anthozoa; Malacalcyonacea; Plexauridae. The record is from the annotation of a GenBank genome assembly.
AUGAUCAAAAGAGACCAGCUCCACAGUCUUUUCAGGAAAACACGUGAUCAUUAUGAUUGGCUUAAUUUCAGAGAGGCCCGCAAUUUUACAAAAACCGCACUUGUUAAUGCACAGAAAGAAUAUGUACUGAAGGAAGUUCAGCAACACAGAAACAAUACUGGGUCACUUUGGAAGGUAAUUAAAGAAAAUAUAGCGUAUAGGGAAAGAGAGUCGGUGGUCUACAGUAAGGAACCGAAAUUAGUGGCCGAAGAGUUUAAUCAUUUCUUUUCCACCAUUGGUGUGAAUGCAGCAAAGAAAGCCUCAACACUAAUACAAGAUCCUAGUGUUUAUCCAGCUCGGAAUCUUUCUGACGUAAUUCGCACAGAUAACAGCUACCCUGAAGAAAAUGAUAGAUUUAGUUUCACCCCAGUCUCUUGUUCAGAAAUAAGGAACAUCAUAUUAGCUAUGCCGUCAAACAAAUCACCCGGCAAAGACAAAGUGAGUAUGCGUGUCAUCAAACACAGCCUACCGGUAAUUCUUGGGCCCCUCACCGAUAUCAUUAACUGUUCACUGUCGUCAUCUCUUCGUUCCCUAUAGCAUGGAAAGAGGCAGAAGUUAUCCCUUUGUUAAAGGAUGGAAACCACGAGGAAGCAUCAAAUAACCGCCCACUUUCUCUCCUUACCUUUCUUUCGAAAAUUUGUGAAAAAGUCGCCUUGAAACAAUUUGGUUCGUAUCUAAUGAAGAACAAAAAAUUGUCAACCCACCACCAGAGCGGGAACAAGAAACAUCACUCAUGCGAAACAUUGAAUCUUUUGACCGGAGAUACUAUCCUAAAGGCCAUGGAUGGGAAAUUGGUUACUGCACUGAUUCUAAUAGAUCUAUCUAAAGCUUUCGACAGUGUAAAUCAUACCUUUCUCCUUACAAAACUUAGCAACGUCGGGGCUUCUCCAAGCGUUGUAAAAUGGUUUGAGAGUUACUUGACCGGAAGAACUCAAUCAGUCAGAAUUGGAUCUACUGUGUCUACUCCUCUCCCUGUUUUUUAUGGUGUACCACAGGGUGCAAUUUUAUCACCUUUACUUUUUAGUAUUUAUACUAACAAUUUGCCCUCAUCAGUCCACCAUAGUAAACUUGAAUCGUACGUGGACGACUCCAAGAUAUUACUAUCUUUCACUGUGGCUAACGUGGACUGUUUAAAGCAACAACUUGAGGAAGACUUGUAUUUGAUUGCAAACAGUUGUUCCGAAAAUGAAUUGCUCAUUAACCCGGGAAAGACCAAAUACAUGCUGAUUGGCACACGGCAAAACCUACAACAACUUCCCGUAGAUAUGACCAUAAACUUCCUCAACGAGACUAUUACCCCCGUCUCCUUUGCCAAAGAUCUGGGAAUGACAAUCGACUCUUAUUUGACAUAUGACCAGCAUAUCACCAACCUGGUUUCCUCAUGUAUGAAUUCCCUGUGCCAAAUAAACCGAGUCAAAAAAUGUUUCGAUAAAGAAGCUUUAACUCUCAUCGUCUCGGCACUUGUAAUGAACAAAAUGUUCUAUUGUUCAACGGUUUGGUCAAACACUUCGUCUACCAACAUUAAGAAACUACAGUUGGUACAAAAUUUUGCAUGCAGGAUAAUAACAAAUAUUGGAAAGUUCGACCAUAUUUCGCCGGGCUUACGUGAACUUAACUGGCUCCUAGUAAAGGAACAAUUACUACUAAGAGAGGCUAUUAUGAUGUACAAAUGUGUCAAUGAACUUGCUCCACAUUAUUUGAGCGAUUUAUUCACAAAACGUUCUGACAUUCAUCAACGAGAUACACGUAGCCAUGACUCACUGCAAAUACCAUUGUACAAAACUUCUGCAGGUCAAAGGUCCUUUCAUGAUAGAGGCGUUACACUCUGGAAUGAUUUGGACAUAAAGUACAAAAAGUUAGACUCCCUAAAAACUUUCAAAAACGAACUGAAGCGAAGCAUGCUAGAACAAAUAUAUAAGUAG